GACGUCGUCAGUGUCGAAGAAACUGCUUCUGAGAUUAAACCACAAGAACUACCUAAGGUGUAUGUUCCUUCAUGUCCAAUCAAUGUGAAAGUGUUUAUUAAUCCAUCAGAUUCCCCAGAUACCAAGGCGAAACUUGAUAUAACAUGGGAACAACCUGAUGAAGGUCCAGUCGUUAAUUUCUACAUUGAAAUUAAGCCAGUCGAUUCUGAACAGUGGGUAGAUGUAUCAGCUGAUUUUACGCUAACUGAACCUCAUUUUACAAUGCCAACCAAUAAUUUAAAAGAAUUUGUUAGCUAUCAAUUUAGAGUUAUUGCUGAAAAUGAAGCCGGAAAAAGUUUACCAUCACUUCCCUCAGAACCGAUUGAAUUAG
Messenger RNA from Heterobilharzia americana, 370 nucleotides. Lineage: Eukaryota; Metazoa; Platyhelminthes; Trematoda; Strigeidida; Schistosomatidae. The record is from the annotation of a GenBank genome assembly.